AUGAGGCCUCCCAUGGGGUCCUCGGCGCGCGGGCUGCUCGCGCGCGCGCCUCCCCGCCGUCUGGGCUCGGGGCCUGCUUGCUCACGGGCUCGGCGAGGCUGCGUGUCCGGCAGCUCGCACCUUGCCGCGGGAGGCGGCGCCAGGCGAGCCAUGGUCGCCGGGCGGGGCCUGUUCGAGACCGCCCUGGCAGGGGCGUCGCCCAUGGGCGCCAAGGCCUUCCCCGCCAAGGGCGCCGCGGCCUCGGCACUGCUCGGCGGGGGCGAGGCCCACCACGCCCAGCCCGGGAGCUUCGCGGCCUUCCUCCCGGACCCCAGGGGGACAUCUCGCCGGCGGCCGUGGGCCCCCGCCGCCCAGCGGGCGCCGCCGCCGACGCCCUGGGCCAGCCCCGGGCGCGCGGCGGGUGGAGGCGCGCGGAACCCGAGGUGGCCACGUCCUUCGGGUCGAAGAAAGACGAGGAGGCCGUGGACGAAGACGACUGAGGAUCGGUGUGCCCUGAGAUUUGGCGUUGUGAAGCGUUGCGACAUCGGACAAAAACACAACCAGACUCGAAAAUCGAAAAAAACGAGAUGCCUGGAUCUUAGUGUAGUUUGUACAAAAUAG
This is a messenger RNA of Prorocentrum cordatum, 600 nucleotides long. The record is from the annotation of a GenBank genome assembly. NCBI's taxonomy places the organism in Eukaryota, Dinophyceae, Prorocentrales, Prorocentraceae.